AUUACUACCAAGGACGUUAGAUGUUAGUUAAAUAACAAAUGUAUUAGAAUUUAUCUUAUUAGUGAUGUUUUAUUGAAUAAACAGAAUAUUUUUUAAGAAAAAAAAAUAUAAUGGCGAUACUAACGUACAGUUGGUUAUUAGACAUUUUUGGCAUCUUGACGGCACUUAUUGCUGUUUUUAUUGCUUGGGCACAAUGGUCUCACACUUACUGGUCUCGUAGAAAUCUUAUAGCCCCUAAAACGACGUUCUUCCUCGGCAACAGCAAAGGAAUCGUCACACAGAAACAAUCCUUCGGAGAUUUCACCGUCGAAAUGUACGAAUACAUCCGCAAACACAACAAACCUCACGGUGGUUUCUACCUCACCCUUAUGCCUAAUUACAUGCCUGUUGAUCCCGAAAUCAUCAAACAUAUCAUGCUGAACGAUUUCGACCACUUCGUAGAUCGAGGAAUUUACUACAACGAAGAAGUCGAUCCGUUAAGUGCCCAUUUGUUCUCUCUGGACGGUGCUAAAUGGCGGAAUUUACGAAUCAAGCUCACACCAACUUUCACGUCGGGAAAAAUGAAAAUGAUGUUUGAUACUUUGGUGAAGUGUAGCGACCAGUUGUUGGUGGAGAUGAACCAAACAGCUGGGAAAGCCCCAGUUGAUGCAAAAAAUAUACUAGCACGGUUUACAACCGACAUAAUUGGGUCUUGUGCUUUCGGGAUUGAGUGCAACUCGCUGAAAAACCCCAACGAUGAGUUCACUCAGUAUUUAAAACUGUUUUUCGUGGAAGGUUUUUGGCAAAACCUCAACGGAAUAAUCACUUUCGUGGCGCCCGAGUUGGCCAAAAAACUGAACAUGAAAGUAGUCAACCCUGUCCUGUCCAAUUUUUUCAUGAAAGUGGUCGAAGACACCGUCAAUAUGCGCGAACGCAACAACAUCUACCGCAAAGAUUUCAUGCAUCUCCUGCUCCAGCUGAAAAAUCGAGGGGAACUUGUUGACGACGACAGCAUCCUACAAAACAAUACCGAUGCCGAAAAUAAGGAAGUGACGCUGACUUUGAACGAGCUCGCAGCCCAAGCUUUCGUCUUCUUCCUGGCCGGUUACGAGACCUCCUCCACCACUAUGACGUUUUGCUUGUACGAAUUAGCGUCGAAUCCUGAAAUUCAGGACAAAUUGCGCGCUGAAAUAAACGAAGUUUUGCAAAAGCACGGCAAAUUGACGUAUGACGCAAUUAUGGAAAUGCGUUACAUGGACAAAGUCGUGAAUGAAACUCUACGCAAGUAUCCGCCCCUUCCGGGCCUGAACCGCGUCUGCAACAAGGAAUACAAAGUCCCCGGAACAGAUUUUGUGAUUGAAAAGGGGACGAAAAUCUGGAUUCCGGUGCUGGGUUUGCACCGGGACCCGGAGUAUUUCCCAAAUCCGGAGAAAUUCGACCCGGAGAGGUUCACGGAGGAGAACAAGAGGCAGAGACACCCUUAUACGUAUCUACCCUUCGGCGAAGGACCUAGGAUUUGCAUUGGUCUUAGGUUCGGGAUGAUGCAAACUAAAGUCGGGCUUAGCGUCCUUUUGAAGAAUUACAAGUUUUCCAUUAAUUCCAAAACCAAACUGCCGCUGCAACUUGACCCCAAAAGCUUCAUCAUGAGCACAGAAGGCGGGAUUUGGCUUGAUUAUACGCGCGUUUAAACUGUAGGUAAUUCAAUAAAAAUUGUAAAAUAAUAACACAAAA
Messenger RNA from Tribolium castaneum (red flour beetle), 1710 nucleotides. RefSeq names its product cytochrome P450 monooxygenase (gene CYP6BQ13). Bases 111 to 1667 code for a protein of 518 amino acids. The record is from RefSeq and is a predicted model, not a curated record. The transcript has 4 exons. Lineage: Eukaryota; Metazoa; Arthropoda; Insecta; Coleoptera; Tenebrionidae. Gene Ontology annotation, molecular function: monooxygenase activity; iron ion binding; heme binding.